AUGAUUUCUGCCAUGGCGGAUGAGAAACAUAGGGAGUAUUUCAGGUUGUUCUACUUUCAGUAUAUGAUAGUAGGCCUCUGUACGAUAUUAUUCCUUUAUUCAGAGAUAUCACUGGUGCCUAGGAGCCAGAAUGUCCAAUUUAGUCUUGACAAUCCUAGUAUAUCAAAAAGCUACGUGGCUAACGAACUGGUAGGCCCCCUGGGUUGCUUGAUUUUGAGUGUUGGGCUGAGUAACUUGGUGGUGUUUUGGACCUGUAUGUUCGACAAGGACCUACUGAAAAAGAAUAGAGUAACCUGGAUAAGAGAGAGGCCAGACGGUAUCUCAAAGGAUUUUCACUUUAUGCACACUAGUCUUCUGUGUUUGAUGUUAAUAGUAAGCAUUAAUGCCGCCCUAACGGGCGCCUUAAAGUUGAUUAUUGGAAAUUUGAGACCAGAUUUUGUUGACAGAUGUAUACCUGACCUUCAAAAGAUAAGUGACUCGGAUUCUUUAGUUUUUGGGUUGGAUAUCUGUAAGCAAACAAACAAAUGGGUUCUUUAUGAAGGAUUAAAAAGCACGCCGAGUGGACAUUCAAGUUUUAUAGUAAGUAGCAUGGGCUUUACGUAUCUUUGGCAGAGGGCAUUCACCACUCGCAGUACAAGAAGUUACAUUUGGUGCCCUUUACUCGCGCUAGUGGUGAUGGUCUCAAGAGUCGUUGAUCACAGGCAUCAUUGGUACGAUGUUGUCUCAGGUGCUGUGCUAGCGUUUCUGGUAAUUUAUGGUUGUUGGAAAUGGACAUUCGCCAACGUGCCGAAAAGAGACAUUCUUCCUUCACCAGUCAGUGUUUAG
This is a messenger RNA of Saccharomyces kudriavzevii IFO 1802, 825 nucleotides long. RefSeq names its product phosphatidate phosphatase LPP1 (gene LPP1). Gene Ontology annotation, biological process: phospholipid metabolic process. Gene Ontology annotation, molecular function: phosphatidate phosphatase activity. The transcript has a single exon. The coding region runs from base 1 to 825 and encodes 274 amino acids. Lineage: Eukaryota; Fungi; Ascomycota; Saccharomycetes; Saccharomycetales; Saccharomycetaceae. The record is from RefSeq and is a predicted model, not a curated record.